Molecule: messenger RNA, 5038 nt
Organism: Oncorhynchus nerka (sockeye salmon)
Lineage: Eukaryota; Metazoa; Chordata; Actinopteri; Salmoniformes; Salmonidae
Product: protocadherin-17-like
Exons: 4
Coding region: 1071-4394 (1107 amino acids)
Biological process (GO): homophilic cell-cell adhesion
Cellular component (GO): plasma membrane
Molecular function (GO): calcium ion binding
Source: RefSeq, a predicted model, not a curated record
UUCACUCAUUGGCUGGAAGACGAUCAGAAACAUGUUAUAUGCACCAAGAUAUAAACUGGAGUCGGUGUAGGGCGUAUUGAGGAAUCUUGUGGUAACCAGAUCUCAAUGCCAAGACGAGCUGUUUUCAACUGUUGACGUGACUGGAGAAUUGAACGCAGGAAGAAGAAGACAAACACAAUUUUGAGCAUAUCGGAAAAUCUACAACGUUCUGCACCUUAUUUUUUGGAUUUGUGUAACCUCUAAAGAGGCAGUGUUGAUUAUCUUACCCCCGAAUCAAUGCAGGAUGCAAGAGCACAAGGUCCAACUGGACUGGAUUACCGGAUUAAUGGACUGAUUAUAGGACAAUUAUCGGGCAAAAGUCCUUAUCGCUCUCCAGAUGUUCGUGAAUGAAAUGAUGUAAAACGUGGUCCCGAAAAAGCAUAUUUAUUGGUGCAUCUGCUAUAGGGAUACUUUAUGGGUUAGUUCAUGUAGCCUACAUGUUCAUAACCAGUAUGCAACAGUGUGUAGCCUAGCUCUCACAGAAAAAAAAGUAUACUGUGUACUGUAGAUGGUAGCCGGCUACGCUGGAAAAUGUGUAGUUAAAUGAAUGAAUAUCUCCGUAUUUUUCUGUAAACUAGGUGUAGAUGCCGCAUGGGCUUUGCGCAUUUGUACUGCCUAACCUUCAGCAUAGAGUGUUGAACAAACGGAUGUAACCUUGUAGCAACAAGGGAAAUCAUGAACGCUUUAAAAUCACUAAAUAUAUUUUAUUCAUCGCACAAGUGAAUCACGUCUGCCACAUGUUCAAUUGUGUAUUGCGUUAGGCUAAUGCGUGAUAUGUCUUUGGGCGUUCAUCUCUGUUUACAGAAAUAGUUAAUUAUAUCUGUAUAUGGCAUGUGAAGGAGGUUAGAAUAACCGCGUAAAAGAGGGGAAAGGCUGGCUCAUAAAUCGAUUAAAUAUCCUCUGUCGUCUUGGAUACAAAACUACCUGUCUCGUGUGAUUUUAGUCGUAGUGUGUGGCACCUGGACAAAUCAACAGGUUGGAAGUUAAAAGGGACAUUUUUUAAGCACGCGCAUCCUACACAGUAAAGGGAUAUGCGUCUUCCUGUCAUAUGUUUCCUUCUCUUCUGGGCUAAAGCCCGGACACUGAAAAAUCUAAAUUAUUCUGUUCCGGAGGAGCAGGGACCUGGAACUGUUAUCGGAAACAUUGCUAAGGAUGCCGGAUUUGGACCGGUGGAGAAAGGAACCAAGUCGAACUUUCGAGUUCUGGAGAAUUCUGCUCCACAUCUCAUUGAUGUGGAUUCGGAGAGUGGGCUGCUUUUUACCAAACAGCGGAUUGACAGGGAGACCUUGUGCAAACGCAACCCUAAGUGUCAGCUCUCUAUGGAAGUGUUUGCCAACGACAAGGAAAUAUGCAUGAUCAAGAUUGAUGUAGUGGAUAUAAACGACAACUCCCCCAGUUUCCCCUCAGAUCACAUCAAUAUUGAUAUUUCAGAGAACGCAGCUGCUGGGACACGGUUCCCUUUAACAAUUGCACACGACUCAGAUUCUGGACAAAACGGAAUAAAGACUUAUCAGGUCACCAGAGAUGAUUACAAUACAUUUUCUUUGGACUUGAAAUUGAGAGGUGAUGGAACCAUAUAUCCUGAAUUGGUGGUUCAGCGCCCUCUAGAUAGGGAAGAUCAGUCUCAUCACACCCUCCUUUUGACAGCCAUUGAUGGAGGGGAGUAUCCAAGAUCAGGGUCCAUGCAAAUCAAUGUGAGAGUUACUGAUUCAAACGAUAAUAGCCCAGUAUUUGACAAACCCGCCUAUGUGCUGGAGCUCCCUGAAAACUCACCGCCUGGGAGAAUGCUGAUAGAUGUGAAUGCAACUGAUCAAGAUGAGGGCAGCAAUGGACAGGUAGUCUAUUCUUUCAGUGGAUAUGCAUCCGAUAGAGUCCAAGAGUUGUUUUCUAUUGAUCCCAAAACAGGUGUCAUUAAGAUUCAGGGAGAAAUUGACUAUGAGGAUAAUCCAACCAUUGAAUUUGACGUGCAGGCCAUGGACCUGGGGCCUAACCCCAUACCUGGCCAUUGUAAGAUUUCAGUCAAAGUGCUUGACAAGAAUGAUAACUGGCCCGUUAUAAGUUUUGUCUCCGUCCGCCAGGGAGCUAUCAGUGAGGCAGCGCCUCCAGAAUCUGUCAUCGCCCUGGUGAGAGUCACUGAUAAGGAUUCUGGGAGGAAUGGCCAGCUCCAGUGCAGGGUGCUUGGCAAUGUACCAUUCAGGCUGCAGGAAAACAAUGAUAAUUUUUACACUCUGCUCACAGACAGACCUCUAGACAGGGAACUGAAAGACGAAUAUAAUGUGACCAUAGUGGCCAGAGACAACGGAAUACCCUCGUUGAAUUACACCAAAUCAUUCACAGUGAAAAUCUUAGAUGAGAAUGAUAAUGCACCGCGUUUCACCAAGACAGUGUAUGUGCUCCAGGUGCCUGAGAACAACAUCCCAGGGGAGUACUUAGGCUCAGUUCUGGCUCAUGAUCCAGAUAUAGGUCAGAAUGGAACUGUGUCUUACUCCAUUUUCCCGUCGCACAUCGGAGACGUGUCAGUUUACACCUACGUGUCUGUCAAUCCUACCAACGGAGCCAUUUACGCCUCAAGGUCUUUCAACUAUGAACAAACUAAGUUCUUUGAGUUCAAAGUUCAAGCUAAAGACGCAGGUUCUCCUCAUAUGGAGGGCAGUGCCACAGUCAGAGUCAGUGUGCUUGACGUCAAUGACAAUCUACCAGUUAUUGUAUUACCCCUCCUGAUAAAUGACACUGUGGAAAUCAUGGUCCCUAGAAAUGUAGGUCUGGGGUACAUAGUGACCACGGUGAGAGCGGUCGAUCAGGACCACGGGGAGAGCGGUCGUCUGACCUACGAGAUCUGGGAGGGUAACGAGGAGCACCUGUUUGAGAUGGACCCUGUGGCCGGCGAGGUGAGGACUGCCCGUGCUGUGUGGGAGGACGUGGCCCCAGCUGUGGAGCUGGUAGUGAAGGUAACCGACCACGGCAAGCCCCCACUGUCUGCCGUGGCUAAGCUGAUCAUUAAGGCCAACACAGGAGCCAUGGCAGCAGGGGAGUCCAGCGCCAGCGGGGAGCAGCAGCACUGGGACAUGUCCCUGCCCCUCAUCAUCACCCUCUGCAUCAUCUCCCUCAUGCUCCUGGCUGUCAUGACUACCAUCGCCGUUAAGUCCAAGCAUCAAGAUAAGGAGGCUGGGAAUUAUAACUGCCGUAUGGCCGAGUACUCCAACUCCAAUCCCCCGGUUGGAAACGGCAAGAAGAAGAGGAUCAACAAGAGCGACAUCAUGCUGGUGCAGAGCGAGGUGGAGGAGAGGGACUCUGUGAGCAGGAUGAACGUGGUGAGCAGCCCGUCUCUCAUCACCUCGCCUAUCUGUUUCGACUACCAGGCGACCAGCCCCCUGCCUCUCACGCUGCCCAGGUCAGAGGUCAUGUAUCUGAAAACCACUUUCAACAGCCUGACGGUACCUCGGGCUGGCUGUCACUCAAGCUUUGCGGGGCUUACCACAGAGACUCCUAUGGAUAGAAUGUCAGUGAUACAGACGGAUAAUUUUCCUUCGGAGCCGAAUAACGUGGCCAACAGGCAACCAUUUGCUCAAAGCAGCUCAACUUUUAAGGAUGCAGAGCGAGCGAGCCUCCGAGACAGUGGCCAUGGUGAUAGUGACCAGGCUGAUAGUGACCUGGAUACUAAUAAAGGCUGCGCCUGCAACACGUCUGCCAGGGGGGCCCUCAAGAUGAAAGCCACAGCAGUUAAUGGCCAGCCUCUUGACCAGGGACAAGGCAGAUCUGUUCACUGCACAGAUGAAUGUCGUGCGCUGGGCCAUUCUGACAGAUGCUGGAUGCCAAAGCUACGUGUAGGAGGCCAAGCAGACAGCGGCGAUAAUCGCACCGACCUUUUCAUCCCAGUGGGAAUGGAGGCCACGGCUGAGACAGAGAUUUAUGGCAGCCUCAACCGCAGCGCAGCCAGAAAAACCCUCAGCACGUUCGGCAAGGAGCAGCGGGACAGCACCAUCCUAGUGGCCAACAUCAAACCCUACUUCAAGUCUCAGCGUCCCCGCAGUCCCCUGCUGCAGGAGUGCUCUUCUGGGUCCAGCAGCCCCACCAAAGGGAACACACCCCUGGACUCCCACACCAAAGGGCCUAGGGAGGAGGUGGGGAGGGACGGGGAGGGGGGCUCAGACAGCAGUGCCUAUGGACCCCCAGAUGGCCAAUGUUCACCGCCCCAUACGGAAUUGGAGGAGCCGUCAUAUAUGGUUUGCGGCCUCACGCCCAAGUCCCUGUCAAACAGCCUUAUCCACAGCUCUGAGAUCAGAUCUGGGAUCAUCAGCCAGGAGUGUGUGGGGAUGGAGUGUGUCAGUCCAAACCAGCGGGACUCUGGGGACUGAAAGGUCAGGAUCUGGGCCUCAUCUGGGAGCCGUGUGAUGCGGUCACAGAUGAAUGACGGAAGGGUCAUUUAUGUUCACCCAGGAAGGUUCCAGACAUUGUACUGUAUAAACCAAAAACCAUCAGACAUUAGCUCUGUCUUUUUUUUAUUCUGUGGUUUGUUGUUAAAUGUAAAGAAAAACAUGUAUGUCCGUGGUUCUGACUGCUGUGAGCUAGAAGGGGAAGAAAAUCAUUGCUUUCAUGCUAUUAUGUGUUUUCAUGCUAUACUGUUCAAUUUAGAUGUCCGUGUUUUACACAAUUCAAGCUCCAAUUUCGUGAGGCUGUUGAACGAAUUGCUGCUGUUAAGGUAUUAAGUCCUGUCUGCUUUUGUUAAGUGAUAUGCUUUUGUCUUCACUUACUGUAGUGUAUGAAAAACAUCCGCUUGGAUUUAUAAUUUAAGUGAAAUACAACGUGAAGUGUCUUAUAAACGUUUAAAUUCGUCUCUGCUCUGGUAAACCAGGUCCCUUUUCAUAAAACCAUUUGAGGUUGCUGAAAAAUCAAGCCGUUUUUUACAAAUGUAUUUGUAAUUUUAUUGUCGGUUUAUGUGCAAAAAAAGCUGAGCUUUCAAGUGAAUAUGAGCUACUGUACUUGUGUAUUGUAUUAAAUU